UCCUCUCUCUCUCUCUCUCCUCCCCCCCCCCCCCCCCUCUCUGUUCUAUUCUAUGAGCCGCCAACUUGCAGAACCGGGUUCCUAUUUUGGUCUCCGGGGCUCGAAUCGGUAUGAUACUGUUGUCCUGGUUGGCCAAAUAUCGGAGUUGUGUUAGGGAGGUUCCUGUUAAGAGUUGCAGCGGAAACGGUAGUGGAGCUAGAUUUCAGAAGGGCUGAGCUAUCAAUAAAGCUCACAGAUUCCGGCGAGCCCUCUCAUUUCUUGUCCGAUUUCAUUUAUUUCCGGCGGUUUGUUUUCCGGUGGCCAUCGCCGUUUUCCUUUUCUGGGUCUUCAUUGUUUUGUGUGCUGAUAGAUUGGCUUUGAGUAGUAGGUUUUGGUGAUUAUUAGCUUUUUUUUGGGGGCAAAAUCUGGGUUCGGGUCAGAAGUUGAUGAUAGCUGGUAGGUAGAGGUGAAAAAACAAGAUUGACUGGUGGAUAUAGGAUGCUUCAAACCGAAACCCUGGGAAACUCAUUCUCAAAAAGCUGCCUUAAAUUGUUCCAAGAUAAAUGUUCUAGGCUUCCCAUUUUGGGAACUCAAAAACCCCUAGCUACGAAUUAAUUACCCAUGCCGGCUGACGUUGAUAACUCUUCCACGGUGAACGAACCCGCCGCUUCCGGCGAGGCCAGCGUCUCUUCAUCGGGGAAUCAAAAUCAAACAGUACCCCCAAAACCGCCUACGCCGCCCAAGCGGAAGCGAAAUCUUCCCGGAAUGCCAGAUCCAGACGCCGAGGUGAUUUCUCUGUCCCCGAAGACUCUGCUCGCGACGAAUCGGUUCAUUUGCGAAAUCUGCAACAAGGGGUUUCAGCGAGACCAGAAUUUGCAGCUUCAUCGGCGGGGUCACAACCUUCCAUGGAAGCUUCGGCAAAGGUCAAGCAAGGAGGUUCGGAAGCGAGUCUACGUGUGUCCGGAGCCGUCCUGCGUUCAUCAUGCUCCUUCUCGAGCGCUCGGCGAUCUCACUGGGAUUAAGAAGCACUACUGCCGGAAGCACGGCGAGAAAAAAUUGAAAUGCGACAAGUGCUCCAAGAAAUAUGCCGUUCAGUCCGAUUGGAAGGCUCACUCGAAGAUUUGCGGCACCAGAGAGUACAAAUGCGACUGUGGAACUUUGUUCUCAAGGAGGGAUAGCUUUAUCACCCACAGAGCUUUUUGUGAUGCGUUAGCCGAGGAGAGCGCAAAAGCCCAGCCGGUGGCCCCUCCGAGCGCCGAUGAGGGACCAAAACCUCUAGCUGUUUCUUCAUCACCGCUACCCCCGCCUCCACCUCUGGCUCCACCCACAACCAUGUCUGCUCCGGUGGCUGUGGCAUCCCCUGUUUUGCCCACUCAAAGUCCAGCCUUGUCGGACAAUCCAAAUCCCACCCAGAUUUUGGAUGAUGUGCCAGCCACCACAAGCCUAACUGGAAGCUGCAGCAGUACUAGCUGCUCCAGCAGCAAUGGAAGUACAAGUAGUAGCGUAUUUGCAAGCUUGUUUGCUUCUUCAACAGCUCAAGCAAAUUUGCAGCCUCCGGCUCCUGGAUUUACUGACUUAAUCCGAGCGAUGGCUCGCCCGGAACGCGCAACUGAUAUCACGCCGUCUUCAUCGACAGAGCCCAUUUCUCUCUGUCUGGCCACCAAUAACGGCUCCUCAAUUUUUGGUACUACCGGCCAAGAGCGACGACAAUAUGCUCCGCCGCCCCAGCCAGCGCUGUCUGCGACGGCAUUGCUACAGAAGGCUGCCCAGAUUGGAGCGGCUGCGACAAAUGGGUCGCUCCUCAGGGGAUUUGGGAUUGUUUCGUCGGCCAGUUCGUCGUCCGGGCAGCCAGAGUGGGAUGGUAGACAAAUUGAGCAGGAUCAUGCGUCUGUUGUAGCGGGACUAGGGCUUGGGAUUCCCUGUGAUGGGGGUUCUGGUUUGAAGGAGUUGAUGAUGGGAACUCCAUCGGUGUUUGGCCCCAAGCAGACAACUCUUGAUCUUCUUGGGUUGGGAAUGGCGGCCCAUGGUGGCCCCGCCAGUGGUCUGUCGGCCCUAAUGACCUCCAUCGGUGGUAGAGAAUUCACUGGCAAAGAUAUCGGAAGGAGCUCGUGACAAUGGAAGGCUCAUGGAGACGGUGUACAUUAAUACGGGACGUAGGCUGUUUCGAGUUGAGGUUGAAGAUAAAGAUGAAGCAUUAGCAGCUUACGGGCUUCCUUUCUUGCAUGAGAAAUCUGUAUGAAUAAUAAUGUGGGAGGUCCAAAAAGGUGAUUACAAAUCAUGAGUAGAUAAUUAAUGUGUAUUAAAGUGGAUUUGAUCGAAAAGGUUAUUGUGCGAGCAGUAGUACUAUAUUUUUUUGACUUGGUUGGUUGGUGUUCUUCACAAGUCAGUCUCAAUGCCAGUUGAAUGGAAUUAGUAGUUGAAUUUUA
Messenger RNA from Diospyros lotus (date-plum), 2405 nucleotides. RefSeq names its product zinc finger protein GAI-ASSOCIATED FACTOR 1. Gene Ontology annotation, cellular component: nucleus. The record is from RefSeq and is a predicted model, not a curated record. The transcript has 4 exons. Gene Ontology annotation, molecular function: DNA-binding transcription factor activity. Bases 601 to 2091 code for a protein of 496 amino acids. NCBI's taxonomy places the organism in Eukaryota, Viridiplantae, Streptophyta, Magnoliopsida, Ericales, Ebenaceae.